GGGGGCACUUCCGCCCGUCCACUCCGGAACCCUCGUUUCGCCUCGGGUUUCCGCGGAGACCCGCAGCGCCGCCAGGACGGAAGUAGUGUGGGCCGGGCCGGGAGCAGUCAUGUCGGCCGCGUUGCUGCGAAGGGGUCUCGAGCUGCUGGCGGAAUCCGAGGCCUCCCGGGCCUCGCCAAGCCAGGCCGAACCGAGCGGAACUCGGGCGAAGCGGGCUCGGAAGGCGAAGGCGAGCCAGGCCCAGAAACUGCGAAACUCAGCUAAGGGAAAGGUGCCCAAGUCGGCGCUGGCUGAGUACCAGAAGCGAGAGUGUCAAGACUACCUCAGAGCAAACCUGAAGUUUAUGACCAGCAGGAGAAGCGUGGUGGAGGAGUCUGUGACCCAGCAGAUUUUGCGCCAAAACCAGGGCCGCAAGGCCUGUGACCGACCUGUGACCAAGACUAAGAAGAAGAAGGCAGCUGAGGGUACUGUGUUCACUGAGGAAGACUUCCAGAAGUUCCAGCAAGAAUACUUUGGCUGCUAGGCUUCCUGUAGGGAAGCAGAGGUGAGGCACUUGGGCCCAUCCUCCUAGGACUUGUCUGCCUCUGAUGGACCUGGGACUCAACCAUGCAAGGCACGGCCAGCAGGUGGCGAUGCAGGACCAGUUGGGUUCAAGGAAGCCCCAGAGCUGGAGCCACAGGAAGGCAGUAAUGGAGCUAAUGAGCUGGAAGCCCUGGAGCUGACUUCUGCAGGCUUGGGAGGAGCCAUCUGCACCUGCCAGAAAAGAAUAUUUCUUUUUGCUUUGCCCAGGUGAGGUCUCUGGGCUGUUUGCAGGUACUGGGCCCUUGAAGGCUAUACCUCCAGGAGCAGAAAGGCAGCUUCUGGGUGGGCUUCUGGGCUGAAAUAAACGUGGACUUGGG
This is a messenger RNA of Sciurus carolinensis (gray squirrel), 899 nucleotides long. It is a transcript of the gene Rps19bp1, whose product is annotated as ribosomal protein S19 binding protein 1. The coding region runs from base 110 to 523 and encodes 137 amino acids. The record is from RefSeq and is a predicted model, not a curated record. NCBI's taxonomy places the organism in Eukaryota, Metazoa, Chordata, Mammalia, Rodentia, Sciuridae. Gene Ontology annotation, molecular function: enzyme binding. The transcript has 4 exons. Gene Ontology annotation, cellular component: nucleolus.